Nerophis lumbriciformis (worm pipefish) is the source of this 579-nucleotide messenger RNA. The record is from RefSeq and is a predicted model, not a curated record. NCBI's taxonomy places the organism in Eukaryota, Metazoa, Chordata, Actinopteri, Syngnathiformes, Syngnathidae.
AUGGCGUUCUCGCGCUUAACCCUUGUAACGGCUCUGCUAAUCGCCUGCGCCGCGGGCGGCCUUCGGGCUCAGCUGUUUUUCGUCGACCAGCCGGAGCGGGAUGCCAACGUGCUCCUGUACCAGCUGUCGGCGCGCGUGGAGAAGCUGGAGAAGGACGCCGUUGAAGCAGCCAAAGCGCCGGUGUCCUUCGCGGCGGCGCUGGUCACCACGACGGAGUGGACCUACCAGGGUCCCUUCAACACGGAAACCAACCUGAUCUUCAAGAAGGUGAUCACCAACGUGGGGAACGGCUACGACGCCAACACAGGUAUCUUCACGGCCCCCGUCAGGGGUCUCUACUUCAUCCUCCUGAACGCCAACGUGGGGACCUCGGGGAGCCUGAACGCGGCGGUGAUCAAGAACGGCGAAAACAUGUUCGCCAUCUACGACACUAAGGGCACGCACAGCGGCGUCAGCAACGGGAUGCCCCUGGUCCUGGAGGCGGGAGAUAAGCUGUGGGUCACCUUGUGGGCCAACCAGUGCGUCUUCGACCAGAGCCGACUCACCACCUUCAGCGGCUUCCUCAUUAAAUCCAUGUGA